This is a messenger RNA of Aspergillus glaucus CBS 516.65, 1065 nucleotides long. RefSeq lists its product as uncharacterized. Bases 1 to 1065 code for a protein of 354 amino acids. The record is from RefSeq and is a predicted model, not a curated record. The transcript is spliced from 2 exons. NCBI's taxonomy places the organism in Eukaryota, Fungi, Ascomycota, Eurotiomycetes, Eurotiales, Aspergillaceae.
AUGCCACAGUUCUUCCAACGCUUCCGCCGGAGGCUCAAGGACCAGGAUGCCCCGACAGACCUGCCCCUCAUCCUCAGCAAGACAGGUAUCGACUAUGACACCUGCAACUCCAAUGCCUCCCUACGUGACUACCGCGACUACACGGCGAUGCCCCUCCCGCAACCACGACGCCCCUUGACCCCGCUGCCAGAAUCUGCGGACCCCGAAGAAAGCCCAGACGCUGUCAACACUCAGACCCAGAGUGCGUUGUUUGCACGAUUACCCCGGAAUAUCCGGGAACGAAUCUAUAUUGAGCUAUUUGGGGAGAGGCCGGUCCAUGUGGAGUAUGAUUUUGGAUUUGCGCCCGGAUACCGGGGAAGAGAGAAGAAGCCACCGGAUCAAUGGCGGUGGUGGCAUCGGGUGUGCGAGGAAGAGAAUGCCAAACCGGGGGAUUUGUGUCGGUCGGAUGAUUUGGACGAUUUGAAGAGAAAGGGGAAACGGGAGCUGUUGAAGUAUAAGCUUAAGGGGGUUGAGUGGUUGCGAACGUGUCGUAUUGGGUAUCUAGAAGCCCUCCCGAUCCUCUACGGAACGAAUACCUUCCUCAUCGCGUCGGCCGUGAAACUAUGCAGAUUCCCCAAGGUCAUCGUCCCAUCGCAUCUCACCGCCAUCACAUCGCUCGACAUCCUUCACAUAGCCAAAGCAUCAACCCCAUCUACAAUGUCAGAUGCCGACUGGUCAAUGUACAAUACUAUCUUCCGGACGCUCCGAUUGUCGUAUAGUGGACUGCAACGUCUCCGUCUGGUCAUCUAUAUCCUCAACAAACCCUGCACACCACGCGCCGGGAGUGUCCCUGAACACCUGGAGGAGGCGUGGUUCCGACCGUGGCAGGAUCUUGCGUCGAGUCGGACCUGGGAGAAGCUGGAAAUUGGUCUACAGGCGAGCUGGUUUAAGGAUUUCUCCGAGGGUUCAGAGAGAUGGGCAAAGAGGAUUGGACGGGAGGAGGCGGGAUAUACACUUGUGCAGAUGGAGGACUUCACAACCUGGGAUGGGAAGUUGUCUGACGUUUGGAACACGCCUUAUCUGUAG